AUGUCAGACGAAAAGAAGGGAGUGGGCAUUCUUGGCACCAUCGUAGGCGCUACAAGCAAAGAUGGCAUUGAAUCAUACCCAACUGAUGAGGAAGGCCAUGUUAUGUUACCAUCGUCCUUGUCGCAUCUUUCUGCCGAACAACUAGCUGAAUACGAUGUCAAGCUCCUGAGGAAGGUCGACGGUCGCAUCUUGCCAAUCAUUUUCUUCUUAUAUUUCGCCAACUUCUUGGACAGAACCAAUAUCUCACAAGCUACCAUUGCCAACUCUGAAGUCGGCCACACCAUCUUCCAAACGAUUGGUCUCACUUUGGAUCAAUACAAUUGGGCAAACACCAUCCUUUUCUUCCCUUACGUUUUAUUCGAGUACCCAUCAAAUAUCAUCCUCAAGUGGGCAACUCCCAGUAAAUGGAUUGGUCGUAUUGGAAUAACAUGGGGAAUAGUCGCCAUGACAUUUGGUGCUAUCACUGAUUACAAGGGUCUCUACAUCUGCCGAUUCAUGCUCGGAUUGAUGGAAGCUGGAUUGUCACCCGGUGUUACAUACUACUUGACCUUCUGGUACCGACGAUCUGAACGUGGUUUGAGAUUGGGUGCUUUCUUCUUGGGCGGUUCUUUGUCUGGAGCUCUCGGUGGUCUUUUGGCUGCUGGUAUCUUCCAAUUGGACACCAAGGGUGGUCUUUACGGAUGGCAAUGGACUUUCAUCAUUGAAGGAAUUCCCUCAAUUAUUAUGGGAGUUGUCUGUCUCUUGUGGUUGCCCGACUUCCCCCGUACUACUAAAUGGCUCACACCUGAAGAACGUCAAUACAUGGAGCACCGUCUCACUGGUGAAGCCGGUUCUGACUCUCGAGGAGAUGCUUGGGUCUGGUCUGAAUUCUAUGCCUUCUUGCGCAACCCUCUAUCAUACACUUUCUGUCUCAUCCAAUUCUGUAACUCUGUCGCCGUAUACGGCCCAUCUGCAUACGCUUCAGUCAUUUUAAACACUGCUUUCGGCCCAGUCAAGACUGGUGGUCUCGGUUUCAGUUCCACCGCCAUCGUUGCUAUGGGUUCUUGCACUAACUUCUGGGGUAUCAUAAUGUGUCUGAUUUUGGUCAGUUCUGCUGAUCGAUUCCGUGACAGAUACUUCCAUUUGCUGUUCGGAUAUGCUUGUGUCUUGAUCAGUUUCGCUCUCUUCGCAACUACAUACAACGACAAGCCAUGGACCAAGUUCGGAGCUCUGUUCUUGGCUACAUCUGGAUUGUCCUCUGCUACUCCACUACUGAUGGCAUGGCGUACCGACUCGGCCUACGGAACGACGUACUCAGCAACUGUAACCGCUGUUACACUCGCCUUCGGUAAUAUUGGAGGUGCCGUCGCACCCCAACUGUUCUUCCCAUCUGCCGCACCAUUGUAUUUCACCACUUUCUGGGUCUUGUUCGGCUUGGUCUGUGUCUCUGUGGUCUUGGUCACUGUCAACUAUGCCAUUGAAUACUUCAUCCCUGAAACAUACGGCCCUAACGGACCUUAUCAUUUUAAGGCACGACAUCUGGCUCGACGUGCCUCAUUGGGAACCACUGUCCUGCUCAAAACCCAACUUCGACCCAGUUUCUCACAAAACGUUUAUAAUCUUCCAAUGUUAGCAGGCAACAAGAUAGAUUUAAUUGAAGCUUUAACCGCCCACUCGUUGGCUCUGGAACCUGUAACAGUUGACCAAGAUGUGAUUGUCAACAAGAUCGACUUCGAGUGUGCCCUUUCACGUAUCGCCAUGCACGAGAUGCCGUUCGUCCUUGUCUCAUCAAAUCCAAUUACAGAUCAUACGACUACUAUGGACAAGAUGAACGUGGUGGAGAUUGCUGGUCGGAAAGGAACUCGUUCAAUGUUCCCCAAGUUGAAACCAGAUCGACUCGAGAGCGUCAAGUUUUUGCCCAUUCAGCUCGAUACUGCGCGACAUUUGAUUUCGGAAUUUGCUCUUCAUUACACUACUGAUGACUGUUCUCAACUACAACCAUUAUUGAUCGCUUCAACUCGUCGUCACCCCUCUCAUGGCGAUUCUCAAAAGAUUUAUAUUGGAAUCGAAGCAGAUGACAAGAUGAAUUUGCACAAUCGUCUCGUAGUCGAUGAAGGAAUCUAUGCAGCUGACGAAGACGAGAAUGGAUGCCCUGUUUACACGAACUUGGAGCAUUUCGGCCUUGGAGAUCGAUUAGAGAACUCAUCUGCUCGAGCCAAAUAUGAUAUUCUUACAACAAGUUUGGCUGGUGGCCAAACCAACAUAUUUGUCGAAGGGAAAUGGGAUGGAGCUCAAACUCUCUUUGAAUCUCCACCUGAAUCUUCUUCACUCUUUCUGACUAUUUCUCUGCUCCGUGAAUCUAAAGGAAAGAAUGAAGCGUUCCCAUCAAAGAGUUCCUUAACCGAAGAACUUGAGACACUAGAAGCUUGGAACACCAUAGGCGAAAACUGGGUUUCUUCUGCGUCGAACGAGCCAGUUGCAGAUUAUACCACCAGCUUUUUGAAACAUGUGAAAGAGAACAACCAAUCCUUGUAUCACAUGCCCACAGAACAGGAAGACACAGAGACUCUUGCCUUCAAUCCCAUGCCCGAUAUUCAGAAACGGAAUGAUUAUGACUUUACCGAACAGUUAUGGGACUUUUGUUGUCGUGCAUCCGAUAGCGAUGACUUGAACGAAAUCAUAAUGACCGUAAUGGACGCACUAGAGGAUCUGACAUUACAACCAAUCAUACACAAGAGUAACUUACAAACCGCCUUGGGAGCCUUAUGUCGAGAUUGUCUAAAACUAUCCAAAAUCCAAACAUCACUUGACGCAUCCAAGGAACGAAUAUCCGAAGCAUGUGAUUACUGGAGUGAGAAAGCCAAUGCUAUGGAGUGCAUGGUUGAAGUUGGGAUCAGCAAAUUGAAACGAGACUUCAAAUAUUGGGCAACCAGUUCAGAUGGCGGUCCAUUUGACUUGGAACCAUAUCUUGACGGAGCUCUGCCAUUGACUGAACAGAUAACUGCAAUGAAGCAGUUGAAUGCGGUAGUCUCGCUGCACGAAAGUAUCAAAUCUAAUGUUAACUUGCCACAAGCUGAAAUGAAGAGUCUUGUCUUGGCUGCGUUGGAGCACUUUCGACCGUGUCGUGGAGGAGAUGAAGUACUGCCAGUAGAGUUUCGUAUCAGAAUCGCACCUUUUACUGGCAUCGUCAAAUCUAUGAUUGCUGGACGUGUGCCAGUUGAAUGGAGUGUUACUUUAGAUGGUGAGACUAUUCUUUUUACCAAAACCAACCUCUUUGAUGAAACCGCCUCCAAUGGCACAAAUGAUACAGAUCACGCGGAAGUACCUAAUGAUGACGCGUCCAUUGAGCUGGACCAGGAGUUGGAUGAAAGUGUAGAAAUUGUAAAAAGCUGUCAGUGGAAUGUUGUGCAUGUAAAACAGCAACCCGUGUAG
Molecule: messenger RNA, 3411 nt
Organism: Synchytrium microbalum
Lineage: Eukaryota; Fungi; Chytridiomycota; Chytridiomycetes; Synchytriales; Synchytriaceae
Exons: 22
Coding region: 1-3411 (1136 amino acids)
Biological process (GO): transmembrane transport; mitotic cell cycle checkpoint signaling
Cellular component (GO): RZZ complex; membrane
Molecular function (GO): transmembrane transporter activity
Source: RefSeq, a predicted model, not a curated record